UCAUUCAGAAAAAGGAAUGCAGGUCACCGCGAUCCAACCUAACUGCUCUCCAUCCAUGCUAUAAAACUUGCAGAGAGAGACCAUGCCAUGCGUCUCCUCACCGAUCACCUCACCGGCGGAAGCAAAGGGAGCCACAAGAAGCUCCGCGCGAAGCAGCAACAAGCCAUGGAGCAGAAGCUGCUGUCCGUCCUCCUCCUCCUCGCCGUCCUCUGCGCCGGGCCCUGCCACGCCCUGCGCCUCCUCAACGACGCCGACGGCGGCCGGGAGUUCUCCUUCGGCUCCAAGGCCGCCGCAGCGGGGGCCGCCGAGACCGAGCCGCUGGACCCGUCCCUGAGCGACGACUACGAGAACGAGAUCAGCCACGUGGAGUUCGAGCCGGAGCUCGGCAGCGUGGCGCCGCACGCCACGGCCGCGGCGGCGCCCGUGCCCGCCGCCGCGACCACGGCCACCGUCACCGUCGCCGCCGCGGGGCCGGCCCCGGAGCCGGUGAGGGCCCGCAACGCCGCCGCAGCGGAGAGCGCCGCCGGCACCCGGAGCAUGAAGUGGUGGCUGCCGCCGUCGACCAUGCCGUCGUUCCCGCUGUUCCCGAACCCCGGCGGCAUGCCCGGCAUCCCGGGGCUCCCGAUGCCCGGCAUGCCGUUCCACCCCAUCGGCGGCUGGGGCGUGCCGGCGCCGCCCGACCAGUCCCCGCCGGCACCCCCUGCGGCCGCCGCAAGCACCAACGCCAACGACCCGAACGCGAACGGCGGCGUCAACUGACCAGCGAGCUCGCUGCUCGCCUCUAUAUGAUCGGCGCGCCGCGGUGGACGGUGCUAGAGCUCACCGUUCCUUCUCGGUUCUUAUCACUACUCGUGUCUCGCCUACUACCACCGAGUUCACCCCUACUAAGGCCUAGUCGUGCCUCGUGUGUGUUCGCUUCGAAUGUUGGGCUGUGAACUUGAUUGUUACCAUGUUGUUGGCCGCAUGAACUUGUGUUGCCUUCAACGAGGGCGUGCCAUUUGUUCUGCUGCUCUAACUUACACGAGUGAGAUAGACAAACCUGCCGUGACUCUACUGCUACAAAUAUAGGUUCUUGUAGCAUGAAAAAAGUUACUGUGCUGAUAUGUUGUCAAUAUACACGGAUCUUAUA
This is a messenger RNA of Setaria italica (foxtail millet), 1129 nucleotides long. Its product is annotated as U1 small nuclear ribonucleoprotein C-like. NCBI's taxonomy places the organism in Eukaryota, Viridiplantae, Streptophyta, Magnoliopsida, Poales, Poaceae. The coding region runs from base 88 to 759 and encodes 223 amino acids. The record is from RefSeq and is a predicted model, not a curated record. The transcript has a single exon.